Messenger RNA from Pipistrellus nathusii (Nathusius's pipistrelle), 2694 nucleotides. Lineage: Eukaryota; Metazoa; Chordata; Mammalia; Chiroptera; Vespertilionidae. The record is from the annotation of a GenBank genome assembly.
AUGAAACUGUUCGUGAGCGAGGGCGCCCCGGGGACACUGCCCGUGCUGGCCGCGGCGGGGAGGGCCCAGGGCCGGGCGCAGCUGCACAUCAGCACCGUGGGCCCUGAAGAGUGUGUGGUCCCAUUCCUGACCCGGCCUAAGAUCCCUGUCUUGCAGCUGGAUAAUGGCAACUACCUCUUCUCCACCAAUGCAAUCUGCCGAUACUUCUUUCUGUUAUCUGGCUCAGAGCAAGAUGACCUCACCAACCAGUGGCUGGAAUGGGAAGCAACAGAACUGCAGCCAGCUUUGUCUGCUUCCCUGUACUAUUUGGUGGUCCAAGGCAAGAAGGGGGAAGAUGUUCUUGGCCCCAUUCGGAGAGCCCUGACUCACAUUGACCAUAGCUUGAGUCGUCGGAGCUGCCCUUUCCUGGCUGGGGAGACAGAAUCUGUCGCUGACAUUGUGUUGUGGGGAGCCCUGUAUCCAUUGCUCCAAGACCCAGCCUACCUCCCUGAAGAGCUGGGUGCCCUGCACAGCUGGUUCCAGACACUGAGUUCUCAGGAGCCAUGCCAGCGAGCUGCAGAGACCGUGUUGAAGAAGCAGGGUAUCCUGGCCCUCCGGCCCUACCUCCAAAAGCAGCUCCAGCCCAGCUUCCUGGAAGGGAGGGCUGUCAGCAAUGAGCCUGAGGAGGAGGAACUGGCCACCCUGACUGAGGAGGAGAUCGCCAUCGCCGUCACUGCUUGGAAGAAGGGCCUGGGGAACUUGCCUCCCCUUCGGCCAAAGCAGAAGCCAGUGUUGCCUGUGGCUGGGGAAAGGAAUGUGCUCAUCACCAGCGCCCUUCCUUAUGUCAACAAUGUGCCCCAUCUUGGAAACAUCAUUGGUUGCGUGCUCAGUGCUGACGUCUUUGCCAGGUACUCCCGCCUCCGCCAGUGGAACACCCUCUAUCUGUGUGGGACAGAUGAGUAUGGUACAGCCACAGAGACCAAGGCUAUGGAGGAGGGUCUCACCCCCCAGGAGAUCUGUGACAAGUACCAUGUCAUCCAUGCUGACAUUUACCGCUGGUUUAAUAUCUCCUUCGAUAUUUUUGGUCGCACCACCACUCCACAACAGACGGAAAUCACACAGGACAUCUUUCAGCGUCUGUGGGACCGAGGUUUUGUGCUGCAAGAUACAGUGGAGCAACUGCGGUGUGAGCAUUGCUCCCGCUUCCUGGCUGACCGCUUUGUGGAGGGGGUGUGUCCCUUCUGUGGCUACGAGGAGGCCCGGGGUGACCAGUGUGACAAGUGUGGCAAGCUCAUCAAUGCCAUAGAGCUCAAGAAGCCUCAGUGUAAAGUCUGCCGAUCAUGCCCUGUGGUGAGAUCCUCGCGGCACCUGUUUCUGGACUUGCCCAAGCUGGAAGACCGACUUGAGGAGUGGUUGGAGAAGACUGUGCCUGGCAGUGACUGGACACCCAAUGCCCGAUUCAUCAUUCGUUCUUGGCUUCGGGACGGCCUCAAGCCACGUUGCAUAACCCGAGACCUCAAAUGGGGAACCCCUGUACCCUUAGAAGGUUUUGAGGACAAGGUAUUCUAUGUCUGGUUUGAUGCCACAUUUGGAUACAUAUCAAUCACCGCCAACUACACAGACCAAUGGGAGAGGUGGUGGAAGAAUCCAGAGCAAGUGAACCUCUACCAGUUCAUGGCCAAAGACAAUGUUCCCUUUCACGGGUUAGUCUUUCCUUGUUCUGCCCUAGGAGCUGAGGACAACUACACCUUGGUCAGCCAUCUCAUUGCUACAGAGUAUCUGAAUUAUGAGGAUGGGAAAUUCUCUAAGAGCCGGGGUGUAGGAGUGUUUGGGGACAUGGCCCAGGACACAGGGAUUCCUGCUGACAUCUGGCGCUUCUACCUGCUGUACAUUCGGCCUGAGGGCCAGGACAGUGCCUUCUCCUGGACAGAUAUGUUACUGAAGAAUAAUUCUGAGCUGCUUAACAACCUGGGAAACUUCAUCAAUAGAGCUGGCAUGUUUGUGUCUAAGUUUUUUGGGGGUUAUGUGCCCGAGAUGGUGCUUACCUCUGAUGAUCAGCGCCUGCUGGCCCACGUCACCCUGGAGCUACAGCACUAUCACCAGCUUCUAGAGAAGGUUCGGAUCCGGGAUGCCUUACGCAGUAUCCUCACCAUCUCUCGUUAUGGCAACCAGUACAUUCAGGUUAACGAACCCUGGAAGCGGAUUAAAGGCAACGAGGCUGACAGGCAGCGGGCAGGGACGGUGACAGGCCUGGCGGUGAACAUAGCUGCUUUGCUGUCCACCAUGCUCCAGCCUUACAUGCCUACGGUUAGCUCUACGAUUGCGGCCCAGCUGCAGCUCCCACCUCCAGCCUGCAGCACCCUGCCCAUGGACUUCCUGUGUAUCUUACCAGCAGGACACCAGAUUGGCACAGUCAGUCCGUUGUUCCAAAAAUUGGAAAAUGACCAGAUUGAAAAUUUGAGGCAGCGCUUCGGUGGGGGCCAGGCAAAAGUGUCUCCCAAACCAGCAGUUGUGGAGACAGCUGGACCACAGCAGAUACAAGUGCUGAUGGAUGAAGUGACAAAACAGGGCAACAUUGUCCGAGAGCUGAAAGCACAAAAGGCAGACAAGAACCAGAUUGCUGCAGAAGUUGCUAAACUCUUGGAUCUGAAGAAGCAGUUGGCUCUAGCUGAAGGAAAACCUCUUGAAACCCCUAAAGGCAAGAAGAAAAAGUGA